GCCCGCCGCCGCGCCGCUCUACCCGCCGCUCGGCCUCAACGGGCUCCCGCAGCUCGGCUACCCCGCGGCGGUGCUCAAGGACGGGCUGCCGCAGGUCUACCCGCCCUAUCUCAACUACCUGAGGCCGGAUUCAGAAGCCAGCCAGAGCCCGCAGUACAGCUUCGAGUCGCUGCCUCAGAAGAUUUGUCUUAUCUGUGGAGAUGAAGCGUCAGGCUGUCACUAUGGUGUCCUUACCUGUGGGAGCUGUAAGGUCUUCUUUAAGAGGGCGAUGGAAGGGCAGCAUAACUAUCUGUGUGCUGGAAGAAACGACUGCAUUGUUGAUAAAAUCCGCAGAAAAAAUUGCCCAGCAUGUCGCCUUAGAAAGUGCUGUCAGGCUGGCAUGGUCCUCGGAGGUCGAAAGUUCAAAAAGUUCAAUAAAGUCAGAGUUAUGAGAGCGCUAGAUAGUGUUGCUCUCCCGCAGUCUGUGGGCAUUCCGAAUGAAAGCCAGAGAAUCACCUUUUCACCAAGUCAAGAAAUACAGUUGGUGCCCCCACUGAUCAACCUGCUGUCGAGUAUUGAACCAGAUGUGAUCUACGCAGGUCACGACAACACAAAACCUGACACCUCCAGUUCUUUGCUGACGAGUCUUAAUCACCUAGGCGAGAGGCAACUUCUGUCAGUAGUCAAGUGGUCUAAAUCACUGCCAGGCUUUCGGAACUUACAUAUCGAUGACCAGAUAACUCUCAUUCAGUACUCUUGGAUGAGCUUGAUGGUCUUCGCGCUAGGAUGGCGGUCCUACAAACAUGUCAGCGGGCAGAUGUUAUAUUUUGCACCUGAUCUAAUACUAAAUGAACAGAGGAUGAAAGAAUCGUCCUUCUAUUCCUUGUGCCUGACCAUGUGGCAGAUCCCACAGGAGUUUGUGAAGCUCCAGGUUAGCGAGGAAGAGUUCCUGUGUAUGAAAGUGUUGCUACUGCUAAAUACAAUCCCUUUGGAAGGACUAAGGAGUCAGAGCCAGUUCGAUGAAAUGAGGGCGAGCUACAUUCGGGAGCUCAUCAAGGCCAUCGGUCUGAGACAGAAAGGGGUUGUUCCUAGCUCACAGCGCUUCUACCAACUCACCAAGCUUCUUGACAGCUUGCAUGAUCUCGUCAAACAGCUUCACCUUUACUGCUUGAAUACGUUUAUUCAGUCCCGGGCGCUGGCCGUUGAAUUUCCAGAAAUGAUGUCUGAAGUCAUUGCUGCACAGUUACCCAAGAUCUUGGCAGGGAUGGUGAAACCUCUUCUCUUUCAUAAAAAGUGAAUGUCGUAUUUUUCUUUCAAAGAUUAAAUUUUGUGGUAUGUAUUUUUGUGGUGGUUAGGAUGAUGAGGUUUCUAGUUUUUAUAAAAUUCUUCUGAAAGCCUUACCUUUAUAACAUAUCAUGCAAUGUAAAUUUAUGUGAAAAAUUGUGAGUCUCAUUUUCCCUUGUAAAGCAUAAGUAGAAUGUUGAAAGUGUUUUUGUGUACUUAUAUUUUAUUUGAGUUUACAAGAAUGAAAAAGUACUAAAACUUGAAGUAAGUUCUAUCUUACUGUAUUAUUUCAUACCACUUUAGGUGAGGAUUUUAACCUUGGCAUCUAACAAAUCUAUGUUAGAGGAGAAAGAAUUUACAUGUGAUAAUAAAAGGUGAUUAUAUUUGUUAUUUCUAGAUAAUUCCUCUUUGUUUCUAUAAUUCCCAAAAUGAACCUUUAAAAUGGUAGGCAAAAGUCAAACAUUACUGUGAAAAUUCAUAACCUUAGCCAAAUUUUUGGAAUUUUUUAAUGCAAAAUAUAUAGGUCCAGACUUUAAAACUACUGAAAUAAAUUAAUAGGUAAAAUAGGUCUUAUAUUGGUUAUUUCCCAAAUUGGAAACAGAUUGAUCUAUGAAGAAAAUUAAUAUACAACCAUAUCAAUAAGACCACAGUAGUGGGAAUUUUGUUUUUCCUUUUAACCUUCUUUAUGGGGGUUAACCUCAAAUAAAGUAUUUUGAAUACAAAUGAAAAUCAGAAGAUUCUAGGACCUCCUUUUCACCACUGGCGUGUGGAAAAUCAGCCUUACCGGUUCUCAAUUUCCUCACCUUUAAAAGUGGUGUAAUAUUAUCUUUCCUCUGUCAAAUGUUUCUUUUGGUUAGAGCUUCUUAUUAGCAUUUUCUCAAAUCGCAGAAAGGUGGGGGGGUAUUAUUUUUUUUCUCCACCACUCAAACUGAGGAUGGUCAUGCAUAGUAGAUGAAUCUCAGGUUGAAAAUUUUGGUGUGUGUCUGAUCCAAAAAUGUAUGCUUCAGGAAUAGAGAAAUCUCAGGUUGAAAAUUUUUGAGUGCCUCUGAUCUGUUUUAGGAAAUACCAGAUACUGGUUUAAAAUAAUACACUCACAAUAACAAGAAAACACAUAGUUCACAUUGUUAUUUUAACUGAAAAUAUUCCUUUGGAAGAGAGACAGGCAUUCUUUUCUGAAAAAAAUCACUGGAGAUCCCAAAGAAAAGAAAAAAUAUAUAUGCACCAAAUAUAUAUUUAUGCACCAAAUUUAUAGCACUAAUGAAAUUCAAUCAAAAUAAAUUAUUGAGCUUUUUCAUCAG
Messenger RNA from Chinchilla lanigera (long-tailed chinchilla), 2561 nucleotides. RefSeq names its product progesterone receptor (gene Pgr). Gene Ontology annotation, biological process: regulation of DNA-templated transcription; steroid hormone receptor signaling pathway. The record is from RefSeq and is a predicted model, not a curated record. Lineage: Eukaryota; Metazoa; Chordata; Mammalia; Rodentia; Chinchillidae. Gene Ontology annotation, cellular component: nucleus. Gene Ontology annotation, molecular function: nuclear steroid receptor activity; DNA-binding transcription factor activity; sequence-specific DNA binding.